GGCUCCGGGGACGGGCCGGGGCGGGGCGCCGCGGCAGGAAGCGGGGCGGAGACUCGCGGAGGCAUUGGGAGCGAGGGAGGGCGCGGCCAACUCCCGAAGGGACGGCCGGCGGCGAGCGCGGCUUCCCGGCCUGGCGCCGAGCCUGAGCCCGCUGGACCGACGCGGCCCCGCCGCGGGCUCGGUCCCGCUCCAGCCCCGCCAGCAUGGCCGGCCGGACUGUACGGGCCGAGACCCGGAGCCGGGCCAAGGAUGACAUCAAGAAGGUGAUGGCGACCAUCGAGAAGGUCCGGAGAUGGGAGAAGCGCUGGGUAACUGUGGGCGACACUUCACUUCGUAUCUUCAAGUGGGUACCAGUGGUGGAUCCCCAAGAAGAGGAACGGCGGAGGGCAGGUGGAGGGACAGACAGAUCUCGUGGCCGGGAGAGGCGGGGCAGGGGCGCCAGUCCAAGAGGGGGUGGCCCUCUUAUUCUGCUGGACCUCAACGAUGAGAACAGCAACCAGAGUUUCCAUUCAGAAGGUUCCCUGCAAAAAGGCACAGAGCCAAGUCCUGGGGGCACUCCCCAGCCCAGCCGCCCUGUGUCACCUGCUGGACCCCCAGAAAGGGUCACCACAGAGGAGGCCCAGCCCCCACAGCUGGGUCAAGAGAGAGACCCUGGGGGCACACCUACAGGCAGCACUGAUGACCCCCCCAUGCUCACCAAGGAGGAGCCUGUUCCAGAAUUGCUGGAAGCAGAGGCCCCCGAAGCUUACCCAGUCUUUGAGCCAGUGCCACCUGUCCCCGAGGCAGCCCAGGGUGACACAGAGGACUCGGAGGGCGCCCCCCCACUCAAGCGCAUCUGCCCAAAUGCCCCUGACCCCUGAGAAGCCAGCCUGCUUGUCCUGAAGCCCAAAGUGCCCCUUUGGCUUUUUACAAAUAAAGACCCUUUUGUAA
This is a messenger RNA of Dipodomys spectabilis (banner-tailed kangaroo rat), 930 nucleotides long. RefSeq names its product BAF chromatin remodeling complex subunit BCL7C (gene Bcl7c). The transcript is spliced from 6 exons. The coding region runs from base 204 to 860 and encodes 218 amino acids. The record is from RefSeq and is a predicted model, not a curated record. NCBI's taxonomy places the organism in Eukaryota, Metazoa, Chordata, Mammalia, Rodentia, Heteromyidae.